UCUUGUGCCGGAACGUCACGCAGGGCGGUCACAAGAGAACCGAAGAAGAGAAAGUGAGGGUGUGCGUUGGACAUCGCCUGACUACUUUUGGUACUUUUUGCUGCUCCGGAACACGAGCUCAAAACUCAGCAGACCCAGCCACUUGGAUCUCUUUCUUAUCUGGCUGCAGCUCUUGUGAAACAAAGCCGCGAUAACAAAACAAUAAUACAACGCGUUCCACGCAGUCUUCGAGGACAACCAUACACUUCCUCACUCACGCAGCACCGUGGAUUUGGGGAGAAGAAGCUGUAGUGGAGCAUGUCGGAUUCCUCCAAGGCCAGGCCCAUUCCCUCUGGCAGCUUUCGAGAUGCAGAUGCUCAGAGUUUCGCCAGCGCGUCUCCCUCUCGAGCCUCGAGGACGGCGAGGCUGGCAGCGACACCGGUAGUGGGAUCCGUACGCAGUGGGCACUCCAGAUCGACGAGCCGUAGCCAUCAGCAAGAUGUGCAGACCAGCGGUGAGCCUCUCGCCGGAGCAUCUGGCACAUCGGUGCCCGGUCCGGGACCAAGUUCGCUCUCUCAGGCACUGCGUGGGACAAGAGGGCAGUCACCGGGCGGAGCACAGCGGCAUCAAGUGAGAGAAUCUCGAGGGACAAUGAGAUAUGAAAGCCCGAGAGGAGAUGAUGAUAGUGGAACGUACACUCCUGCCAGCGCGGCAGCACAGCUCGGGAGAAGCCCCACACCAAAAGAAGAUAUCGAAGUGCUGAAAAGACACUUGGUCGGGCCGCAGUCCUCUUCGCCUGCGGGGUCUUACAGGCAAGGAAGUGGGUUCCCGGGAGAGUCAAGUACUGCUGCACAAGAGGAGGAAUUCUCGAGUCUGCAAUUACAAGGUGGAGAUACAACCCGGCACAUCUACCGAUAUGCAGAGAAAAGAGAGCGAGAGGAGCAAGAAGCUGGAAAGCUGCGGAGGAGCAUGAGCUACAGCGCACCAAAGACGAACAACAAAAAGGAUGACGAUGACGAUGAUAUAUCCUUCAUCCAAAAGCCAGGUGGUUUCAGAAGAGACCAUAUUCGGCGUCGGGAUGAAUCUGCUGCUCCAAGCGCCAGUGGUGGGCGGACGCAAUACGGUACUCUUCCUCGUGGCCGGAAUGCAGUGGAUCCUGAACCUCCGAGACGGCAAUUCGUGACAUCCAACUUCAUCGAAUUCUUGACGCUGUACGGACACUUCGCCGGAGAGGAACUGGAAGAAGACGACGAGGUGCUGGACGCUGAUGAAUACUUCUCCUCCGACUAUUUCGAAGAUGCCACAACAGAAGGCGACCGCGACGAAGACCGCGACGACUGGGGCGAGGACUCUGCUCUUCUGCCUGAAACUCCAGGCAAACGGCGAAGAAAGCGGAAGGUUCGUGAGAAGGGCAAAGGAACGCCAUUCGGUGCUGCCAUGCUGCUGCUCAAGUCCUUCGUAGGCACUGGAGUAUUGUUCCUGCCUCGAGCAUACUUGAACGGAGGCAUGACUUUCUCCAACGUGGUUCUUCUGGUCCUGGCAGCUCUAUCCUACUAUUGCUUCAUCCUGCUCGUCUCUAUCCGGCUCAAGAUCCACGCAUCGUUCGGAGACAUGGGCGGCAAGAUCUUUGGCGCCUACUUCCGGAACAUGAUCAACUUCUCCCUCGUCAUCAGCCAGAUUGGAUUCUCAUCAGCAUACAUUGUUUUUGUGGCGGAAAACCUCCGAGCAUUUGUCCUUGCCAUUACUCGUUGCAAGAAGGAUAUCGAUGUCGGAUUCAUGAUCCUCAUGCAAAUGAUCAUCUUCCUUCCAAUGUCCCUCUACCGCAAUAUCAACCACAUCCAGAAAAUGGCCCUCCUCGCGGACGCGUUCAUCCUUCUUGGCUUGUGUUACGUCUAUUACUACGACGUCCGCACCAUCGUCCACCAAGGCGGCGUCGGCCCCGGAAUUAAACAUUUCAACCCCGAAUACUGGACCCUCCUGAUCGGCACCGCAAUCUUCACCUUCGAAGGUGUCGGCCUUGUCAUCCCCAUUCAAAGCGGCAUGGCCGAACCCAAGAAAUUCCCCAAAGUCAUGGGAACCGUCAUGCUCAUCGUCACCGUCGUCUUCGUCUCCGCUGGCGCCCUUUCCUACACUGCCUAUGGCGAAAACACCAAAACUGUCAUCCUCCUCAAUAUGCCACAAGACAAUAAAAUGGUCAACGCUGUGCAGUUCCUGUACAGUCUUGCCAUUCUACUCAGCACGCCUUUGCAGAUUUAUCCUGCGAUCGAAAUCACGAGUCAGCAACUCUUCUCUAGGACUGGAAAGUAUAAUCCGUGGAUCAAAUGGAAGAAGAACAUUUUCCGGUUCUUCAUGGUCGCGCUUUGUGCUCUUAUUGCUUGGGCCGGAGCGGGCGAUUUGGAUAAAUUCGUCUCGCUUGUUGGGUCGUUUGCUUGUAUUCCGCUCGUGUAUAUUUAUCCUCCCCUCAUGCACUACCGCGUCGUUGCGACCAAGAACUGGCAACGCGUUGUGGAUAUUUUGCUCGUGAUCUUUGGUUUCGCUAUGAUGUCCUAUACGACUGCUUUGACGAUUGUGGCCUGGGCGAGUGGGCAGAAGGACUCUUCGCCGGGAUAUUGUGACCCGGUGAAUAAGGGGGAUGCAUUUAUGUUGCCGAGAUUCUGAUGAUAGUGGAUACUGUAAGUGAAUUUGAUCGUUGAGUUGGAUCUGUCGGAAUUGAAGGAGUGGUGGGGAUGGGACUAGUUUGGAUACAGAGGUGCUGAAUGUUCAACACGAAAGG
This is a messenger RNA of Cercospora beticola, 2752 nucleotides long. RefSeq lists its product as uncharacterized. NCBI's taxonomy places the organism in Eukaryota, Fungi, Ascomycota, Dothideomycetes, Mycosphaerellales, Mycosphaerellaceae. Gene Ontology annotation, cellular component: vacuolar membrane. Gene Ontology annotation, biological process: amino acid transmembrane transport. The record is from RefSeq and is a predicted model, not a curated record. Gene Ontology annotation, molecular function: L-tyrosine transmembrane transporter activity.